Messenger RNA from Staurois parvus, 369 nucleotides. The record is from the annotation of a GenBank genome assembly. Lineage: Eukaryota; Metazoa; Chordata; Amphibia; Anura; Ranidae.
AUGGCGGGCGGUCUGGCGCGGGGAAAGCUGAUCGCUGUGAUCGGGGACGAGGACACCUGUACCGGCUUCUUACUUGGGGGGGUCGGAGAGCUGAACAAGAACCGGAAGCCGAAUUUCCUGGUGGUGGAGAAAGAGACGAGUGUCACGGAGAUAGAGGAGACCUUCCGGAGUUUCCUGCAGCGUGAUGAUAUUGGAAUCAUACUGAUUAAUCAGUUCAUCGCUGAGAUGAUUCGUCAUGCCAUCGAUGCCCAUAAUCUCUCCAUUCCAGCCGUGCUCGAAAUUCCAUCCAAAGAGCACCCGUAUGAUGCAAACAAGGACUCCAUACUGCGGAGAGCCAAGGGCAUGUUCACUGCUGAUGACCUGCGAUAA